AGUUAUAUGACUAAUAAUAUACUAGUCUAGGAGCUAUGUAGCGAGCAACUAAUCGAGUUGGUUUGUGAGUCACACCAUCAAGUUCAACAGGUUUUCCAUUCAUUACAAAAUUUCCAAUUUCCAAAUGAUCAAUUUCAAUGAAAUCUUUCAAUAUCUUAUUUUACCAUGUUCAACUCUAUGUAUUCCUCUAUCCGUAGAGUACAUUGAGUGUACAGAAAUGACUAUAACAGAGUUUCUCUUAUUGUUAUUCAUAGUUUCACAAGUGGUGUCCACCGCGGUAGGGUUAAAGGUGGAGGGAGCCUCCUAUUACGACAUCGCGGCGGGGACGACGAAAGGCGGAUCAGAGCCUUCUGCUGGGAUAGCGGUGUACAAAGUUUGCUCAUACAAUUUUUGUUUGGGUUCCUUAACCCUGACGGCCUUCGACGCCGCCGUAGCAGAUGGCAUGGACAUCAUUUUCCUUUCUCUUAGUCUCGCCUAUGAACUCCUGUCGGACUUUCUACAAGAUCCGGCCGCCAUCGGCACUUUUCACAUCAUGGAGCACGGGAUCAUGGUGGUCUGAGAGAGCUUAUGAAGAAGUAGCAAUGUUGAAUUUUGGGGUUCUCUCUCCUAGCCUAUGAGUCACUUAAAAUUUGUGUUUCUUAUGAUAUGCUAUUGUGAUGGUCCAAAGCAUAUAAUUUAUAGGUGCAGAGAGGACCAAAAUUCCUAUUAAGUUUUAUCUUUACACUUUAUUUUCAACCAUCCAUCAUGUAAGAGUUACAAUAGGAACAUAACUCUUUGAAGUUAUUAAUCUUUGAUAACUCCUUAUUCUUAAAACCAAUUGAACCCAAUGUAACACUAAUAUUCCUUUUAUAACUCAUGGGUUUCAUAAUAGAUCAUAUUAAGGAUGAGAUAACUCUCUUGCACUAAAAGUUAUCUUACAAUUUUUCCAUGUUUUCUUUGUUUUAUAAUAAUAAUUAUGGUAUUGCCGGUAUACUUCAGAAGUAUAGUAUACUACAUGUGAUAUGACCGUUAGAUGUGUUUAGAUGAGCUCCGACCAAUGUAAGGUAGUUGUAUAUUUGUGAGAUAUAAUUAUGAAUUCAGCUGUAUACAAUUGAUUAUAAUUUUUAAUUUUGUUCUUCUGUUUGAAACUUGCUAUGUUAUACCUUCUAAUAAGUUGUCUAAUAAUAAUGUUUCUCCCUGCAAUAAACUAUCAGGUGAACAUUUUUUGAGAUUGAAUGAGUAUUGGUUUCGUAAAUGAUUAUCUUUGUAGGAUGAAUUGAAAGUGAUGUUCUGAACAAUUUGAAAGAUAUUUAUAUUUUAAAAAUUUCCUUCUAAUAUGAGAAAUAAAAAUUUAAAGUGAAAAUAAUUUUAUCAUACAUUUCUCUAAAUAAUUGGACCUACCUUGGAUAUUAAAGUUUGGAGGACUUCAUUGAUAAUAAAUCAUUGACAGUUGGGUCCAAUCAUUUUAAUAUCACAAGAUAAUGGUUAAAUUGUAAGUUUGGUUUCACGUUAGCCACUAGAAUUACUUUAUUCCAUCCAUAGUCACUUAAAUUAGUUCAACAGUUCAAGUUUAAUCACUCUCUGUUAGUCUUCGAUAACUUUUACCCAUAUGGGAUUCAACUCUGAUAGUUGACCGUUAACAAAGUGACGUGGCAAUUAAUAAUUAAUAAAAAAAUAAAAUUGAAGCUUUUAC
This is a messenger RNA of Linum trigynum, 1672 nucleotides long. The record is from the annotation of a GenBank genome assembly. NCBI's taxonomy places the organism in Eukaryota, Viridiplantae, Streptophyta, Magnoliopsida, Malpighiales, Linaceae.